CUGAAGGCUUAACGCACACCGACUGACUGUGUCCACAGAGGGAGGAAAGAUUGAGAGGUGUCUCAGGGUCUACCCUGUUUCAUAUUAAGAUAGUGAAUGUAUAAUGUCUUGACAGUCCAAGAACAAGGGAAAUAACUCCUGAUCUAACAGGAACAGAUCUCACCGAAGACAUACACAAUGGCUAGUCUCUUCCGACGAAAACGGGGUCUCAUUUUCAAACUCAUCAUUGGAAUUCCAGCCUUAUGGUUUUUAAUUGUGAUAUUUACAACAUAUCAAGGGAAACUAACUGACAGUGAUAAUGAUGCUGAAAAACGUCAGGAGAGGGGAAUAGUCCACCGGGAAAAGGACAUAGUUCCCCCUCCAGAUAAUCAUAUACAUUUUGGUAAUCAUGAUAAUUUAAGACAUGAUCGAAAAAUUCAUGAAGAAGAGAAGCAGAUCUUAGCCAAUAGAAUUCAAGCAGAUAAACGAGAGAGUGAGUUAAGACAAGCGGAGAAGGUGCGGGCACCUGUCGAGGAAAAUAAAGAUGAUACGCUGAGAUUUAAAAAGAAAGAAUCAUUACCAGAAAGGCCACCUGUAGACCCAAAUGCACCAGGUGAGGGUGGUAAAGCCGUGGUAAUAGACAAGGACAAGUUGUCUCCAGAGGACAAGAAAAAGUUUGAUGAAGGCUGGCAGAAGAAUGCGUUUAACCAGUAUGCCAGUGACAUGAUCUCCCUCCACCGAUCUCUUCCUGAUGUCAGAGAUCCUGAAUGUAAAGACUUGAAGUACCGUGACAACCUUCCCGAUACGAGCGUGGUAGUGUGCUUCCACAACGAGGCUUGGUCCGUUCUGUUGCGUACCGUUCACAGCAUCAUUGAUAGAUCCCCACCCCACCUACUGAAGGAGAUUAUACUUGUGGAUGAUUUCUCUGACAUGGAUCAUCUAAAGCAGCCCUUGGAGGACUAUAUAGCCAAGCUUGAGAAGGUCAAGGUUGUUAGAACAAAGAAACGUGAGGGUCUGAUCCGAGCCCGUCUCCUUGGUUACUCUGUGGCAACAGGAGAGGUGCUGACGUACCUGGACUCCCACUGUGAAUGUGCAGAAGGUUGGCUUGAGCCGCUCCUUGAUCGUAUCGCUAAAGAUAAAACCAUUGUUGUUUGCCCCGUAAUUGAUGUCAUUGAAGACGACUCAUUCAAAUAUCAGUAUGGCAAUGCCAGGGCAACAAGUAUCGGGGGUUUUGAUUGGAACAUGCAGUUUAAUUGGCAUGCUAUCCCCGAUUACGAGCGCAAACGCAGAGAGUACAAAGACUAUCUCCCUGUCAGGUCACCUACAAUGGCAGGAGGACUUUUUUCCAUCAGUAGAGAGUAUUUCACAGAGAUUGGAACCUAUGAUCCUGGAAUGGAUAUCUGGGGAGGUGAAAAUCUGGAACUCUCAUUUAGGGUUUGGAUGUGUGGAGGAACAUUAGAGAUCAUCCCAUGUUCCCAUGUUGGUCACAUCUUCAGAAAGAGAAGUCCCUACAAAUGGAGGACCGGCGUGAAUGUCGUCAAGAAAAACUCAAUCCGAUUGGCUGAAGUGUGGAUGGAUGAUUACAAGAAUUACUACUAUGAGAGAUUUAAUUAUGAUCUGGGAGAUUAUGGGGAUGUCUCAGAAAGGAAAAAACUUCGUGAGCACUUACAAUGCAAAAGCUUUGAUUGGUUUGUUAAAAAUAUAUAUCCUGACCUAUUUGUACCAGGAGAAGCCUUAGCAUCUGGAGAGGUACGCAGCAAGGCCAAACCAAUGUGUAUAGACAGUGCCGUGGAUAACCACAAUUACCACAAGCCUGUCAAUAUGUGGCCAUGUCAUAACCAAGGAGGAAACCAGUACUGGAUGCUGAGUAAGAAUGGUGAGAUCCGUCGAGAUGAUGGAUGUCUGGAUUACUCUGGAGGAGAGAAUGUCAUUGUGUAUCCAUGCCACAGCCAAAAAGGCAACCAGGAGUGGCAAUAUAGAGAGGAUAAUUCUAUAUACCAUGCCAACACCCAGAAGUGUAUGGAGGUCAGCGUAGAUGGUCAGAAACUGACAAUGAAGACGUGUACCGGAAUUGAUCGGCAGAUCUGGCUGUGGAAAAGAAAGUCCCCUAGUGGAAUAGUCAGAAACUAGGGGCAGACAACUUUGGUGUCUGCAGGGCACACAACUACCGAUUGGAGAGUUAUUAUUAGUUACCCACCUUACUAAAGGAAGAGAACUGUCAAAUAUAAUGACAAGGGGGAGUUAACUUUGCAUCAUACUGCUUAAAUUCAUGUGUGAUAAACUAAAUGUUAAAAAAAGUAUUUUUCUAUGCAAUGCAGACAUUAUUUUUUUAUGUAGAGGAGACAAUGUCGCUUUGUUAGAUCUGUGAUUUUUUUCUUUUAUUGAAUGGAGAACACUGAAAUAUGAUGACAUUGCAGAUGUUAUUGCAUUGUGGGUAACAAUAUGUUGUAAGCCAUGUCAUUUUAAAUGACUGUAUGGUUGUAAUUUGUGUUCCAAGAUAAAAAAAAAAAUGCUAAAAAGAAUGUUUAUUUACAAAGGUGUAAAACAGGUAUUGUAAUCGCAUUUAUACAAGAUAAGCCAGGCUUAAUUAUAUAUCAUAAUAAUGUACUUAAAGUUUAUAUCUGAGUCCUCUACUCUGUUUUUUUUUUAUAAUAAAAUCAUGGCAAAUAUGAAUUCACACAGAAUGUUACAUUUCUAGAUAAAAUCAUUUUUUACAAUAUUGAAUAUUAUAUGUGACUAAAAGUUGAUAAUGCAUGUUUGUUGUCACAAAUAUGUGGUACAAGAUUUGUCUUUUGACAUUUAGUCAAGUUCUUUGACAGGUUCUUCCUAGGUCAUUUUGUAGUUUUCCAAAUUUUGAGAAUUGUUUGGUUUAGUCUUAAUUGCAAAAUUAAACUGGUGAAUGUUCCUAUUUCCAGUUUUAUAUUCAGUUAAUUAAUUGGAACUGUUAUAAUUUAAAUUAAGACUCAGUCAUUUAAAAAUGAUGCUUUUAAAUGUUACUUAUAAAUGAGGCACAUGUAAUAAUAUUUAACUACAAGUUAUGUUUCAAAUACAAAAUUCAGCUUUAUUGUAAUGAAAGUCAAUGGAAAGACAUUGGUGCUAAAUUUUAAAUGUUGUUAACUUUUGCAAUUUGCCAUGUACAUGUAUAUGUAUUUCAAAACAUUCCUGUAGAUGUAUUGUUGCUCAGAUUUUUGCAUACACAGUAAGCUUCAGAUAUUUAGCAUGUUUUCUUUAUAGGAUGAUAUGAUGUCAUUUUUUACAUUGUUUUCAUCAAAGCCCAUGAUUGCAAAACCAAUACUAUCUGGGUUAGUGUACAGAAAUAUUUGCCAAAUGAUUUUGACCAUUGUUCUGUAGAUGUGAAAAUUUUCAUAUGUUAUUCAUUGGCCAAAUCGACGUAGUAGGCUUACAGUGUUUUUCUCACUCCAGAAUUCUUGCAGGUUUCAGUAUAUUGAUAUGAUUUAUAAUAAUAGAUGGUUUACAUACAAAGCAAAAUGUUCCACCUAACUUGGUAUGUAGUUACCGUAAGUAAGCCCCAUUUGUAAAUUUUCACGUUUACGGUAUCUGUUUAUCCUUUAUUGUGAGACUUUGUUUUACAUUCACCAAAUAUCUGUGUAUUUCAGUAUUUUCAUUUUAUCCUAUGCAUACCGGUAAUUUCAAGGGACACAACUUAUGUUUUACACAACUUAUGUUUGAUAUAUUAUAAAAGUUUUUUUUUUCAAUCCUACAAAUUUAAAUGUCAGGAGAAAUUUCUUUUUGGACACAUUCAUUUUACAGAUUUCUUUUUUUAAUCACACAUAUUAUGGUCCUCAAGAUAAUGUUGAAGUUUCAUAUAAAUAAUUAAACUUCACCAAUUCUGAUCCUUCAUAUAAAAAAAUCAUAACAGAUUGGUCAUCAAUUCUUUUCUUCAACUCAAACUGACCAGUGCAGUAUUAUGAGUUAUUACAAUUCUAUACUCUAACAUACAAAAAUGUCUCCCUCCUAUUAAAAAGCAUUCCAUGUCAAACUUUUUACUUAAGUUCUGUGUUCUAUACUUGUUGGUCUUUGUGCUUUGAUGUAUCAUGCUGUUAUUUUAUGAACAUUUUAUAAGUAUAAUUUGUUGCAUAUAAAUAUAUAUAUAUGUAUGUAUAUUUGAAUAUUUUCUCUUUAAUCAGUGACAAUGAAAUCCAUUAUGUUGAAUUAUUAUGAGACACAUUGUUCUCAAGUGGGGUGAAUGUCUAAAAUGUUUCUAUACUAGUUAUAAUCAUGUCAUAUUUUUCAUUAGACAGUUCUUAAUCCUUAUGCCUGUAGAGCAUUGUGAUUAGUAAAGAAUGAGGUCAAAUUUCCUCUUUGUAUGGCCUACCUGCUCUCUGGGUGAGCAGUCGGUGUCACAGUCAAUUUUAGUCUUGAAAGUUUCAUAUUUAAUAAGUCUGUUAAGCCAUUGUUUUUUUCAAUAUCAACUUCUACUGGAUUUUCUUUACAUUGUUCUUAUAUUGGUUUAUUCUACAAUAUAAACUAUAAUCUAUAAUCAACUUUAUAACAACACUGAGUAUUUUUCUUACUUACACUUUGUAUUAAUGGUUUUAAAAGUUUUUUGGGGUCAUAUUUAACUAUGACUUUAGUGGGGCAGUAUUUUGAAUCUUCAUAUAACUUUUUAUUCAAUUAUGCAUGAAGAUGGCAUACAAUUUUUUUUCUUCAAACUUUUAUAUAUAUUUGAGGCUUUUUUUUGCAUAAUUAUACUGGACAAUUAACUGCUGUAAUUGGUUUAGUUAUAAUUAAAAGGUUUGCUUUAUUUUGUUUAAAUGUACCACUUUACAUUUUGUAGAAAAAGUAUUAAUUUAUCAAUCUAACUCUGACAAGUGGAAUAUUACAUUGUUCCUCUAAUACAGAAUUAUAGCCACUGUGCAGUGUAAAUUCCAAUACUUUAAGGCUGUGAAGAGUUUCAUUCAUUUCAGAUUCUGUUUCACAUUUGGUAUAAAAUAAAAUGGUGGUGUAUGAAUAGAAGUGAGGGCUGGUCACCAGCUAAGUGUGCCUUAAUAAACAAACAAAACUUAACAA
Molecule: messenger RNA, 5010 nt
Organism: Saccostrea echinata
Lineage: Eukaryota; Metazoa; Mollusca; Bivalvia; Ostreida; Ostreidae
Product: polypeptide N-acetylgalactosaminyltransferase 5-like
Exons: 12
Coding region: 178-2109 (643 amino acids)
Cellular component (GO): Golgi apparatus
Source: RefSeq, a predicted model, not a curated record